CCUUUUGACCAGGGCCAACGGUGCAUUAUGGCUCCCCAAACAUGCUCCCCCUCAUAACUGGUUGAGCAUGUAGCAUCCUCUUCAUACACUACCACACGCGCGGCGACGCUACAUGUUGACGAUCCCUCCCUGAAUUCUCGUUUCAAGAGAUUGAAAACGAACAGCGAUUCCGUGCUCCUACCACUUCCAGCCGAGCCGACACCGACACUGUGCUUUCACAAGGCGAAGCCAUUCUAUCAGCGCCGUACAUUCGUAGAUUUCGCGGAGCUUCUUCAUUGUGGGCUGUUGCUGCUCUCAGCGUGCCGUUUCCAGGAACGGCACUCUGCCGUUUGGGCUUCUCGACUUUGUUGAAAUUCUUCAGAAGAGCACGUUGAUUUUUUAUUUUAUUUUAUUUUUCGGGACGCGAGUACUAGGCUUGUUCUCCAAAGAGGAGAUUUGUAUGCUACGACGUAUCAGUAGCGAAGACUAGAAGCGUAGCGAAGGAGGAUGGGUGCUGGUCGUAAGACUACGACGUAUCAGUAUGACACGCAGAACCAGAUGGGAAGGGGAGGCGGAGAUUCCGCGCGCCCGCGCAUUCAGUUCCGCCUGCUGCCGCGGGAGCGGCUGGGGGGAUGCGUGUUCGGAUGCACCAAGGAGACUUUCUCGGAAUGUGUAACGAAGGAGCUAUUUGGGCUGCCCUACAACCACAUGGAGUACGUCCAGCACAUCGCCCCUGGCAUGCCUCUCUUCCUCUUCAACUAUUCGGACCGCCGCCUGCACGGGGUGUUUGAGGCGACCAGUCACGGGGAUGUGGAGAUCGACCCGCACGGGUGGAUGGGCAAGCAGGGCGGCCAGACCAGAUUCCCCGCUCAGGUCAAGGUGCGUCUGCGUCAACGGUGCAAGCCCCUGGCAGAGUCGGCCUACGGUCCGGCCAUAUCAGCCAACUACUACUCCUCCACUCACUUCAUGUUCGAGCUCGACCGCCAGCAGACCCAGAAGCUGCUGGAACUCUUCGACUGCCCCCCUGCUCAGAUGUCUUCAACAAAAGAUCAGAAGGCUUCCCACCCUUAUAUCCCACCACCUGCCGCUGGCAAAUCGCUCUCACAACCCUCUCAUCCCUCUCACCCCUCUCACCCCCCUCUGAAUCCCCUCCCCCCUGCUCCGGCCCCACCAUACCAACAUCCCCCCCGCCCCACCUCCUCUUCCUCCUCCAAUUCUUCCUCCUCUGCAGCCUCAUCCUCUCAGCCACCUUGGCAUUCGUCCGCACCUCAUCCUGGACCUCAAUCCGGACCUCAUCCCGGACCUCAUUCCGGACAUAUUUCCGGACCUCCUUUCAAGCCGGCCGGAUCUGGACCUGGUUAUUCCUCCGAUUCCGGACCUCCCUUGAGAUCUGGAUCGUGGAACCGGCCCGAUUCUCGCCCCGGACCUAUUUUCAGGUCGGAUUCUGAGCCUCCCUUUAAGCACGGGCCUCAAAAUGACCCUGGACCUUGCCCCCGACCUGGACACGUACCUGGGCCACGGAAUGGGUCUAGUCCUAGGUACGGGAGUGCAGCAGGCUCGGGAGCAGGCUCGGCGGAAGGCUGGGGAGAACCCAGGUCUGGUCCGUGGGUUUCAUCUGCUUCCAAUUCUGCCAAGUCAGCACAAGGCAACGCAUCCUCCUCUGAGCCUUGGGUUUCAUCUGCUCCCACUCACUCAACCCAAGUGAACGUGUCAUCUACGCCUUGGGUUUCAUCUGCUCCGAGUUCUUCCGGGUCAACCAAAGUGAACGCAUCUGCCGUGCCUUGGGUUACAUCUGCUUCUGCUGCGGCAGUCCCAGAAAGGGAGUAUUCCAGCACAGCUGUUUGUGAAAAAGUCUCUGACGGUUCCGGAAGCAGUGGGAAGGCUUUUGAGUCGACUCCAAAGUAUCCCAGCAAAGCUGCUUAUGAAAAAGGCUCUGAAGGUUCUGGAAGCAGUGGGAAGGGAGGAUGCAAGAAAGGAGGCGGUGAGAAGCCCACAGGCAAGCCUGACGAUCUGAUCACUCCCAAGCCUCGUCCUAAAACAGGUUCGGCACCAGCUUCGGCUGCUAUUCGAGCCUGGCUGACACCUUCGAGCCAUGAUAAUGCUGGUAAGGACAUAAACAAGAAGCUCCCUGAGGUUUCAACCACACCGACAAUACCAGCGGCAAAAGAAGCAUCACCAGCACCAGCACCAGCACCAGCACCAGCACCAGCACCAGCACCAGCACCAGCAACACCAGCAGCACCAGCAGCACCAGCAGCUGAAACACCACCAGCAGAGCCGCUUACUUCUUCCACUCACCCUGAAACCCCCUCUUCUCCCCCCAAAUCAUGCGGUACCCCUCCGUCACCCACUGUCUCCCAGUCACCAUCAGCCUCCCCCCCACGACCUCAUGUCCGUUUCAGCAAUGCAGGCAGCGGCAGUCACGGGCCUGAUAGGGGCAACAGGGGAGAUAAGCCUGGUGAGGAUAGUGUGGGGGGUGAUAGUGGUGGUGGUGACAGUGGGGGGUGUGAUGAUAGUGGUGGUAGUCUUGGUGGUGCUGCCAGUGGUGGGGAUGGGGAUACCGAGGCUCCCAGCUCAGCACAAGUGUGUGGGGCAGGAGAGCAGGACGCAGAAGUGAAAGCAGCGGUUGCAGAUGCAACAACCGUCGCAGCAGCCACAGCUGUACCGCCUGCAGCAGCAGCAACAGUACCACUUCCAUCAGCAGCAGCAGCAGCAGCAGCAGCAGCAGCAGCAGCAGCAGCAGCAGCAGCAGCAGUACCACUACCGUCACCAGCAGCAGUGGCAGCACGCCAAAAGGCGGGAGAUGCUGCUGAAUCUGCAGCAGCACCAGCAGCACCAACAGCGCCGGCAACAGCAGAAGCGCCAGCACCAGCAGAACCAACAGGGUCAUCAGCAGUACCACCAGCAGUACCAGCAGCACUACCAGCCGCAGUAUCAGCAGCACUACCAGCAGCCGUACCAGCAGCCGUACCAGCACCAGCACCAGCAGCAGUGCCAGCAGCAGUACCAGCAGCAGCACCAGAGGCCCAUGGUACAGCUGCAGCAGGCCCAAUGGCAUACUACGCUCUGGCAUAUACCCCCACCCAGCUGCCUGGUUCUACCCCUGGCAGCUUCCCGAUUCCCAUGCCCAUAGCCAUGCACAUGCCUGUGACUGGUGCUGUGCCUGCUAGCUAUGCUGGCGGUUAUGUGCACCCACAACAGCAGCAGCAGCAGCCGCAGCAGGAAUGGUGGGCACAGGCGUCGGUGCAGCCACAGCUACCUUGGCAGCAUCAGUACCUGCAGCAGCAGCAGCUGCUGCUGCUGCAACAACAACACCAGCAACCGCAGCAGCAGCAGCAGCAGGUGCUGCUGCAACAACAGCACCAGCAACCGCAGCAGCAGCAGGGGGUAGCAGGAGGAGGAGCGGAUAUGAGCGCGAUGGCAGGGCUAGCGGCACUGGUGCAGCAGAGCCUGGAAACGGUUACCAGCGCCAUGCAGCAGUGGGGCCAGGAGAGGGCGCAGCUGAGGGCAACGCUGGAGCAUACCCAGGCAGAGAUGGCGCAACUGCGGGCUGCACUGGAGGAGGAUCGGGCGGAGAUUGGGAGGCUGCAAUCAGAGGUGGUGCGGCUUCAGGCGGAUGGUUUGGCGUUGAGGCAGCUCCAGGGAGAAAUCGCUCGGCUACAGACCAAACAGGUGGCAUUGGAGCCAACCAUCAUACACCAGGAAGCUUUAGGCCAUCCCGUCAUCAAACAAAAUCAUGUUAUGGAGCAAGACACACCGGGAGAGGAGGUAACAGGUGGGGAUGUUUCUCAACAAGAGACUACUGCGGCGAAUCAGGAUUGGCUCGAGGAGACUGGAUAACAAAAAUUGCCGUAGUUUAAAUUCUAGUGCUGUUUUGCCGUUUAUCGAUGCCUUGAAGAUUGAUAACGCGUAUGCGGGACCACAUCCCUGAGCAUGUUGAAGGAUCUGUUGUCCAAGCCAGGUUCGGUUUGCCCAUCAGCCAAUUGGAAAAGGUCAGGAAAUUCGUCUGUGUGCUUCGGCCGGAGGUGCGUGUUCCAUGAAACGAGGGACAG
Closterium sp. NIES-67 is the source of this 4031-nucleotide messenger RNA. The record is from the annotation of a GenBank genome assembly. Lineage: Eukaryota; Viridiplantae; Streptophyta; Zygnematophyceae; Desmidiales; Closteriaceae.